Dreissena polymorpha is the source of this 1207-nucleotide messenger RNA. RefSeq names its product aminoacyl tRNA synthase complex-interacting multifunctional protein 2-like. Bases 99 to 1052 code for a protein of 317 amino acids. Gene Ontology annotation, cellular component: aminoacyl-tRNA synthetase multienzyme complex. NCBI's taxonomy places the organism in Eukaryota, Metazoa, Mollusca, Bivalvia, Myida, Dreissenidae. The transcript has 4 exons. The record is from RefSeq and is a predicted model, not a curated record.
UAUUACUGAUAAAGCGUUAAUUAGGCUACAUCGAUUUAUACAGCGUGUACAGCAUUUGUUUGUGGUUUUAAUACGGACUUCCUUGUCAUCAAACAAAUAUGUAUCAUGUAAAGCCGUACUACGAGUCAGGGGGUAAAGUUGAUUUUCCCAACAUCAUGUAUGCUGUGAGGCAUUAUCACGAGCCCAGCCCAUCAAACGUUCAGGGACAUGAUUUCUCCAGCCUGGAUCCAGUCUCUGCCCUCGAGGCCAGGCAGGAAAGCAUCCUUGCAAGGCUGGGUCAGCUUCAGCAAACCCUCACCAGGUUGAAGGCCCAGUAUGCAGUAACCACGACAACUACUGUGACAGCUGCACCACCACAGAAACAAGCUGCUAGCGCAUCUUUCAGUGUUAGGCAGACAUCUAUAGCAGCUUUAAAGAGUCCUCUAGCUUCCAGUUCUGGUAUACACGACAUGGUGAUCAACGCAGACCCCAAUGCUCCACCGCUCUCCCUGUUUGUUCUGUUUGAGAUGCUCAAGCAGAGGUACUCUGUGCUCGCCACCUCGUAUGUACACUCGUCAGUGAGCGAUGUGAACCCGCGCCUUACAGAGAUGGUUGUAUGUGGGUCGCAGACUGCACGUGGUAACCACCAGGUUGCCCUGUCGCUGGUCUGGAAAAAAGUGGAAAAUGGCCCUGAACUCAUGGUUUCACCAGCAAAGCAAUCCGUAAUAACAGGGGAGGUAAAUAUAGCGAGGUACAUCAACAGACUGAUCUCCCCUGGUUUUGACACCACAGAUAUCGUCAAGGCCACCACUGCUGACGAAUGGCUGGAUAUGGCAGAUCUGCAGUUAAUAAAUGGAAAUUCAAAGCAAAGAAAUGCCACCACUAAAAGCCUGAAUACCAAAUUGAAGAAAUCUGAUUGGGUGGUGGGUGAUGAGUUUUCAUUGGUCGAUGCAGUGCUGUUUUCAGCUCUCGCCCAAUCAGAUCAAAUAUCAUCGGCCCCUGAAAAUGUACAGAAGUGGAUGAAGCGGUGUACUGCACUGCCGGUGUUUGCGUCAGUUAUGACAUUGCUUUAAAGAAUUAAUAACACGGAAAAUUAACAGAAGUACAUUUCCUAUGUGAUUGUAAAGCAGGCAACUGAAAUGUCUGAAAAUGCUAAAUUAUUGAUUCAGUUUUUUGCAUGUACAGAAGUAUGUCUGAGUGAUGUAAAACUAAUUCUUUUGAAAACAAA